Scleropages formosus (Asian bonytongue) is the source of this 1871-nucleotide messenger RNA. It is a transcript of the gene nampt1, whose product is annotated as nicotinamide phosphoribosyltransferase 1. Gene Ontology annotation, molecular function: nicotinamide phosphoribosyltransferase activity. The record is from RefSeq and is a predicted model, not a curated record. Bases 126 to 1601 code for a protein of 491 amino acids. The transcript has 11 exons. Lineage: Eukaryota; Metazoa; Chordata; Actinopteri; Osteoglossiformes; Osteoglossidae. Gene Ontology annotation, biological process: NAD+ biosynthetic process.
CGUACGUGACGCCUCUCCAGUGACGGGGUUCGGCUGUGAAUCCCCCCAGCGCGGAGUGCGCACACACGCGCACGUUCACACACACACACUCACGGCCCUGACAGCGGCUGGACCCCGGGGGCAACAUGGAGCACAGAUGCGCCGACUUCAACAUAUUGCUGGCCACUGAUUCCUACAAGGUCACCCAUUACAAGCAGUACCCGCCCAACACCAGCAAAGUCUACUCCUACUUUGAGUGUCGCGAGAAGAAGACGGAUUCCACUAAAGACCGGAAGGUCAAAUAUGACAAGACAGUCUUUUAUGGCUUGCAGUACAUUCUCCACAAAUACUUAAAAGGAAAGGUGGUUACUCCGGAGAAGAUCCAGGAGGCCAAGGAGGUGUAUCGGGAGCACUUCCAGGAUGAUGUGUUCAACGAGAAAGGCUGGAACUACAUCCUGGAGAAAUACGACGGCCACCUCCCCAUCGAGAUCAAGGCGGUUCCAGAGGGUAGCGUGAUCCCGCGUGGAAACGUGCUCUUCACCGUGGAGAACACAGAUCCCGAGUGUUACUGGCUCACCAACUGGGUGGAGACUAUCCUGGUUCAGAUCUGGUACCCCAUCACAGUGGCCACCAACUCCAGGGAGCAGAAGAAGAUCUUGGCCAAGUACCUUAUGGAGACAUCGGGAAAGCUGGAGGGUCUGGAGUACAAGCUGCACGACUUCGGCUACAGGGGCGUCUCUUCGCAGGAGACUGCAGGCAUCGGAGCCUCUGCCCACCUGGUGAACUUCAAAGGGACAGACACGGUGGCCGGCAUCGGCGUCAUCAAGAAGUACUACGGAACCAAGGACCCCGUGCCGGGCUUCUCCGUGCCGGCCGCAGAGCACAGUACUAUCACGGCCUGGGGCAAAGACCACGAGAAGGAUGCCUUCGAACACAUCAUAAAGCAGUUCCCCUCGGUGCCCGUGUCCAUCGUCAGCGACAGCUACGACAUCUACAACGCUUGCGAGAAGAUCUGGGGCGAGGACCUGCGUAGCCUCAUCGUGGCUCGGAGCCCCAGCGCGCCUCUGGUGGUGCGGCCCGACUCAGGAAACCCCCUGGAUACAGUGCUGAAGGUUCUGGAGAUCCUAGGGAAGAAGUUCCCCCUGGAAGAGAACAACAAGGGUUACAAAGUCCUACCGCCGUACAUUCGGGUGAUUCAGGGGGACGGAGUGGACAUCAACACCCUGCAGGAGAUUGUGGAGGGAAUGAAGGAGCACCGGUGGAGCAUCGAGAACAUUUCCUUCGGGUCUGGUGGCGCGCUGCUGCAGAAGCUGACCCGUGAUCUGCUCAACUGCUCCUUCAAGUGCAGCUACGUUGUGACCAAUGGCCUGGGGGUGAACGUGUUCAAGGACCCAGUGGCAGAUCCCAAUAAGCGGUCGAAGAAGGGGCGCCUGUCCUUGCACAAAACACCCAGUGGAGACUUCGUCACUUUGGAGGAAGGGAAGGGGGACCUCGAGGAAUAUGGGGAGGACCUGCUGCACACAGUGUUCCGGAAUGGGACGAUAGUGAAAACGUACUCCUUCGACGAGGUACGGGAAAACGCCCGGUUGAAGGAGGGUGAGCUGAAGGAGCUCCUCCGCUGAGAUGGACUCCAGGGGUCGGGGAGCUGGCGGAGGGCGAUUCGCCCACGGGCGAUCGUCCGUCCAAGCCUGGAGGCCGGAGAGGAGUUUAUAUGAACACAGCAGCACUGUAAGCCUUUCCUCUGUAUACAGAACUCUCCCUCUCACAUGUCAGACUCCUGAACCAUGUAUGUUUCGGUUUGAUUUUUAGUAACGGGAGAGCAAAAAUGGUUAGGAUUCGAUGCAGUUGAAAGAUUUCUAUCACUCUAUAUAGACACAGUGUAUAAAAAAAAA